UACCCCAAACCCAACCGCCGACUCUGCGCUCUCAAAGUCUAUCGAAAAAAUCAUGCUGAAAGCUGGACACUACACGGAUCUGCUCCGCCAAGUGAACGAACUCAAACGCCAACUGCAUCUGGUCGAGGCGGAGCGCAAGGCGUGCGAGGACGAAGGCAACGAAACGAUCAAAAGGAACCAACAGCAGCUCAAUCGACUGAAACAAGAUGUGGGCGACAUCAAAUCGGAGCUGAGCGACACGGUGAGGAACACCCGGCAGAACCAUCCGUCGCAAUCCAGCCAAAUGGGCAUCCUCCAGGUCCUCAAAGCCAACAACAUUGACUACAGCAAAUACAAACUGACUAAAUCGGCCGACGAAAUCCUCACGGAUCUCGACUGGCGCACUGCGGACCUUGUCAAACAGGCCGACUUAACCAAACAUCAAACGCAAAUGAUUUACCAGCGGAUCAACGAGAUCGACGAGCAGCUGGCCAUGGAGUCGGAUCCGAGCCGGGCCGAGAGUCCAGUGCCCGGCUUAUCUUCCGCCGCAUCGUCGCUCUUUUUAUCGGCGGCCGGCAAAUCUGCAACGCCAGCAGCAGCCGGCGCCAGCACCUCAUCAUUCGCCAUGACCAAAAUGAUGGAUGAGGAAGCGACGCUGACGGAGAUUCAAAGCAUCCGCCAGAAGAUGGUCGAAGCGUACCACAUACAGCGCCAGUACAAGACCAUCCUGGACGUCAUUUCGGGCGAAAGGAUCGGCUAUGAGAGUCAACUCACCGACCUGGAGAAAAGCACCGCCGAUUCCAAACUGGAGGCCUACAUUUUUUUAGUUAUUUAG
Molecule: messenger RNA, 814 nt
Organism: Daphnia pulex (common water flea)
Lineage: Eukaryota; Metazoa; Arthropoda; Branchiopoda; Diplostraca; Daphniidae
Exons: 5
Coding region: 53-814 (253 amino acids)
Biological process (GO): cilium movement; outer dynein arm assembly
Cellular component (GO): cilium
Source: RefSeq, a predicted model, not a curated record